This is a messenger RNA of Eremomyces bilateralis CBS 781.70, 487 nucleotides long. RefSeq lists its product as uncharacterized. Lineage: Eukaryota; Fungi; Ascomycota; Dothideomycetes; Eremomycetales; Eremomycetaceae. The record is from RefSeq and is a predicted model, not a curated record. The coding region runs from base 252 to 416 and encodes 54 amino acids. The transcript is spliced from 2 exons.
UGAAGGUCGAAAUUGGAUUCGUGGACGGCGGAAAUCAUGAAUUUAGUUUGGAAUUUGGAUCCGACUGCGCCUCCGCGAUUUCCUUAAGGCACUAAAUGAAAUUAUAUCAAGGCAACGAGGCAAGGCAUUGACAUAAGGCCACAAGGCGUCCUUCGACUUCCCUCCACCAUCAAUCUCCAAGUGUUCCACGGCAGUCAAGAUUUCAUGACUGUUGAUUGCUGAACCAUUUGAUCUACCACACCGACAUCACGAUGAACAACGAACAGUUUAGGCGACUAUUACAGGAGAACUCCUCCAACGGUAAGCCGAAGGGCUCCAAUGGGGGACCGCCACCCUCAUCGCUUGGCUCCCGAUCAAGGGCCUCCUUCCCCAUGACACCAUGUAUACCUCCGGGGCUUAAGGAACUACAGACGUGAUUUAGUAGUGGCGCUAGCUCUGUCUAGAGUUCACAGAUUGGCGAUAGCAUAUACCCCUUCCUUCCCUGGCA